Molecule: messenger RNA, 487 nt
Organism: Conger conger (European conger)
Lineage: Eukaryota; Metazoa; Chordata; Actinopteri; Anguilliformes; Congridae
Product: B-type lectin plumieribetin-like
Exons: 3
Coding region: 131-487 (118 amino acids)
Source: RefSeq, a predicted model, not a curated record
GUCUUCUCGGGAUGACGGAGUGAAACCUGCUAUUAUAAAAGCCGGGCCUCCCCGGCCCCGGGGAUCAGUUCCCCAGGAGACGCCGCCCCGGUCAGCUCGAUUGAUUGACGGAUCGACAGCCUGCCUAACCAUGAGCAAAAACUACAUGUCCAAGUUUGACGAGCUCCACAAAGGAGACUACCUAAUGUCCAACAACCGUGAGUGGAAGGCUGUGUUUCAGGAGGACGGUAACUUUGUGAUCUACGGCUGGAAGCAGAUCUGGUCGUCUGACACCGCUGGCGCACGAGACGCCCACCGCCUCAGCCUGCAGGAGGACUGCAACCUGGCCAUGUACAAGAAGGACAACAAGAUGGUGUGGCAGACCAAGACCCAGGCGCCCGGCGCCUUCAAGAUGUGCCACCUGGGCCUGCGCAACGACGGCGCCAUGGUGCUGGAGCGGGACGGGGAGGAGGUCUGGUCCUCCGCCACGUCUAAGGGCCAGAAGUGA